AUGUCUUCCGCUCAGCAAGCACACUCAGACGCGGCUGGGUCGUAUUCUCCCAGCCCAGGAUCUAGAGAGCAACAGCAACAACAACAGCAACAGCAACAACAACAGCAACAGCAGUCGGCACCAUCAUGGAGCGAUGGCUCGUCAUGUCCUGUGCCACACGCCAAGUCGCAACCAUUGCCUCCUGGCCAUCCUCCUGUGCCUGACGCACCAGCAUCUACAUUGUUUCCUCCUACAGACUCACGAUGUAUCUUCUUCCGGUCGCCAGAGGAUUUGGCACAAACACCGCCACUCUCUCGCUCAGCUUCGUCAACGAUGCUCUCAUCCACAACAACGCUGCCAUCAUUACACGAGCUUGCUGUGACGCACAGUGCAUCCGCAUACGAGUUUGACCGCGCUCAGAAGCUCGAUCAGCAACGCAAAGAGGCCAACAUCAAUCCGUUACCCAUUGACCGCGAAGGUCAGCUUGGACUCGAUCCAUCUUGCACACUCGUCCUUGCCAGUCGAAAUAGUCAGCUUGCUCUCGUUCAGAGCUCACAUGUCAGCGCCAUGCUCGAAGCUCGUUACGGUCGAUCAUCACCGCUCUUCCGAUCGCAGGUCGAGCAAGCCACUAGUGCGCUCGAAGCCGGCAGCAGUAGCAGCAGCCGUAGUAGCCGUGACCUAUCCUCGCCACGACAGUCUCCAUCGACAGCAACCACACGCCUGCAAAAGGUGGCAGACGAGCAUUCAGAGGACGAUGUUGCAUUUCUUCGCAACUUGCUUGAGCGCUUCCACGUCGCACCACAAACACCGCUUCACCCACAUGCUUUUCCCAUUACAUCCAUGUCUACCGCUGGUGAUCAAAAUUUGCGUUCCCCGCUUUACGUCAUCGGUGGAGAGGGCAAGGCUAUCUGGACCAAGGAGCUCGAAGUCGCUCUCGAACAGGGCGCGGUCGAUGCUAUCGUCCACUGUCUCAAGGAUGUCCCCACUGCUUUACCAAAGGGUCUUGAACUGGCAGCUGUCCUCGAGCGAGAGGAUCCACGCGACGCCCUUGUGGUCAAGGCGGGUCUACCGUACAAGGUGCUCGACGAGCUGCCUGUGGGCUCCGUCAUCGGUACCUCCUCCGUACGUCGUGUUGCUCAACUUCGCCGAAGAUACCCUCACCUCGUGUUCAGCGAUGUUCGCGGCAACAUCAACACCCGUCUCGCCAAACUCGACGCCCCCAACGGUCCGUACACAGCUUUGAUCCUCGCUGCUGCUGGACUGGUCCGUCUCAACUUCCACUCUCGUAUCACUGCUUUCCUCAGCUCGCCUGUCCUGCUCCACUCGGUCGGGCAGGGAUCGCUCGCAAUCGAGGUCCGCACACCACCUGAAGGUGCCGAUCCCACCACCAAUCGAGAUGCUCGCAUUCGCGAUCUCGUCCGAUCCAUCGGUGAUUGGCGUGCCACGUUCCGUGCUGAAGCGGAGCGUGCGCUGUUGAAGGAGCUCGAGGGUGGUUGUUCCAUCCCCGUCGGCGUCGAAACACGCUUCGAAGAUCACGACCAAGUUGAGGGUCAGCGCAGCGAGGCCAUCGCUCUUGUAGAUGACUUUGUCACGAAUGGGGAUGCUGGCGCCAAGGCUGAAUUGCCAAACAGCGGCAUUCCACUUGUCAAGGAUGGUCAUACCAUUCCUGCUUGUCAGCUCUCGACAUCAGAGGAAGAAAAGAUGCCGUCUACGCCUCAACGUCCAACGCUCGAGUCGCUCGCCACUGGCGUCCAGGAGAUGGAAGCCGCUAAAGCACAGGCCAAGUCCACAGACGCCAGCAAUGCCGCCACCAUUGCCGACAAGAUCGUCUCGACAUCGUACAGCAUCGUUGAUCGCUCCACACCUGCUUCGGAGGGUCGCAUGCUCCACCUCGACGCCAUCGUUGUUUCACUUGAUGGCAGCCAGGAAUCGCGCUACUCUGCUUCCAAGCAUUGCAAGACGGCCGAAGAUGCGCGCGAGCUGGGUGUUCACCUGGCCAACGAGCUGGCGAAUAAGAGAGGUGCUCGCGCCAUCCUCGAAGAGGUCGAGAGACACCGCAAGAUGGCAGAAGAGGCUGACCGACGUAGAAGAGAGGAGGCACGGAAACGUAAAGCACUAGGAUUACCAGGCGGCUUGACCAACGCCAUCACUGUCACGAACGGUGUGGCCGGUGCGGCAGAAUCUGGCGAUCUCAAUGCCCUCAAGAAGUCAAGAGAUGGCUGGAUGCGUGGUCAAGCCGAGAUCAGUCUCAACGCGGAGCUGGUGAAGUUGCGCAAUACACAUGCGACAGGUACAGGUGGUGCAGCCGAUGCAUCCUGCGAUCCACUGGAGAUGGAUCGUCGUGGUGUUCCGCGUGACGAUGGACAGCCUAAGGCUUGGGAGGUGUGA
This is a messenger RNA of Ustilago hordei, 2367 nucleotides long. RefSeq lists its product as uncharacterized. Gene Ontology annotation, biological process: heme biosynthetic process. The record is from RefSeq and is a predicted model, not a curated record. Gene Ontology annotation, cellular component: cytoplasm. The transcript has a single exon. The coding region runs from base 1 to 2367 and encodes 788 amino acids. Lineage: Eukaryota; Fungi; Basidiomycota; Ustilaginomycetes; Ustilaginales; Ustilaginaceae. Gene Ontology annotation, molecular function: hydroxymethylbilane synthase activity.